AUGCAUGUUCUGCUUGAGCUCUUGAGCCUCUCCGUCUUUGGAGCCUUCGCUCUGGUUGCUGCUGCCGAAACCACCGUCUGGGGGAACUAUUACAACUACUGGAUCAAGAACGGUUCCACGUUCGACCUCACCCGCGGCAGCUCCAACGGCAGCAUCACGAUCCAGACGAGCAGCAAGGGCAACUCGUCCAUCGUCAUCGACCUAGCAAAGACCGGCAUGGUUAUCGUGGACAUGCAAAACUUUUUCCUGCAUCCGGAGCUUUCUCCGUCUGCGACUGCCGGGCGAGCUGCAGUCGCCCCUACAGUCGAGACAGUGCUUGCUCUCCGGAAAGCGGGAGUCAAGAUCCUCUGGGUGCAGUGGGGCCUCACCCCGAACGACAUCCUCGGCAUGCCCCCAUCGCUAUUGUACGGGUUCGCGAGCGACGGUACGCCCAACUCGACGUUCGGAUCCGACAUGGGCACGCUUUCGGACGGCACGCACUUGGGGCCCUUGCUUAUGAGGGACUCUUGGAAUGCCCAGGCGUAUGGGGACCUAUGGCCCCUCCAGCAAGCGGGUCUUGCCUUUGGUACCGAUUUCUUCUUUAAUAAGAACCGUCUGAGCGGUAUCAACGGGCGCGCUGAGACGCCCUUGAGCAUAUUCCUUGAGGACAACUCGUUGACAACGCUCUUCUUCAGUGGAGUCAACAUUGACCAGUGUGUAUGGGGAACUCUCCUUGAUGCGUAUUAUCGAGGAUACGAUGUCAUUCUGGUUGAAGACAUGUCUGCCACAACGUCGCCAGAAUACGCCACCCAGAUGACCUUGUAUAACGGAGCAGGUGACGGAUGGAUUACGAACUCGACUCAAAUAUUGGCAGCACUUGAAUAG
Molecule: messenger RNA, 864 nt
Organism: Gloeophyllum trabeum ATCC 11539
Lineage: Eukaryota; Fungi; Basidiomycota; Agaricomycetes; Gloeophyllales; Gloeophyllaceae
Product: Isochorismatase hydrolase
Exons: 7
Coding region: 1-864 (287 amino acids)
Source: RefSeq, a predicted model, not a curated record